This is a messenger RNA of Puccinia triticina, 819 nucleotides long. RefSeq lists its product as uncharacterized. The transcript is spliced from 3 exons. The record is from RefSeq and is a predicted model, not a curated record. The coding region runs from base 1 to 819 and encodes 272 amino acids. Lineage: Eukaryota; Fungi; Basidiomycota; Pucciniomycetes; Pucciniales; Pucciniaceae.
AUGCGCACAGCCCAGCAGCACUCGAGCCCUUCCAUGGAAAACGGCUCUUGGCUCACAGCCCGCCAAGACUCGCCAUCGCGAAGACUGCCGAUCCUGCCCCAGCCAUCCAUCCGUGGCCUCGAGAUUCACGGAGCCGGCUAUGUACCCGCGUCUCCAGACCAACAAAACACAAUCCGGAAUGCUGCUUGUGCGGAGGCAGACCACGCGGAGCAGGAGCGGCUCCAAUCGCACCCUGCUUGUUCUGUCCUAGCUGAGCGUCCGUUAUUGCUGCAUGCACAUGUUCUCCCGUUCUCUCAACCGUUGCCUCCGCCUUUUCUCCGACCUUUCCUGCACGUCGGAUCCAGGGUGUCCGGGCCAGCCCGGGUCGCCGAAGGAGCCUCCACAGAUCCAGAGCUGCAUGAUCUUGGCGCGAUGGAGAAGGGGCUGGUCGCCCGGACCGCCCAGGACCCGGACACGUCCCCGAAGCGAGCACACAGGGAAAACGCGGGUCCCGAUUGUCCGCAGGACACCGGCCGGCGCGAGUGCGGCUAUUGGUGGCGCGCCUCCGGCCGUGCUGUGAAGGCCUCUCUGGCCCAGAGCGAUCGCGAUCCGAGAGACUGUCCGCCGGCGCGCCGCUGCAUCCUUCACAAACACCCGUCUGCUCGGCCCGUGCGUCUCUCGGCUCCUCCGGCCCGGCCCGGUCUGCAGGCACUCCGCGCCGUCGCCGGGCUUGUGAGUGUCCGAGUCCCGAGCCGUGGGGCGCGUGCUCCCGGCUCCGGGAGCACGGAGAGACUGUUCACGGCCCCCCGCUUACACCCGCCAAGAUACAUGCCUGACUGA